GUCAUCAGUCGUCUUGCAACGUUCGCUUUGUACACAUAUAUUAUUAUUCAUAUUCAUUUAGUCUAAAACACAAAAUAUACAGUAAUUACUCCAAUUAUAUUUUUUAUUUCACUUUCCUCAGUGAUUUCAUUAAUAAAAAUAUUAAUUAGUACAUUAUGUGAUUAAUUGAAAAUAUUUUGUGUCAAGUUGUCAGUUUUAAAAAAUAUGUGCUCCAUUUAAAGUGUUUUGUAUAUUUAUUAAAUUAAUCUUCACUCUUGGAUGUAUAAAAAGAGCUAUUGGAUCUUAAGUAAUUACGCGUGUUGAUGUUAAAAUAGUUAAAAGUUAUCUGUUAAGAUAGUGAUGCAACGCAAAAAAAAAUGGUUGCAUUGAAAUUAAAUAUUUUAUAUUUAUCGUUACUAUGGAUGUUAUCAGUUAAUUGAAAUUGGAUCAAAUGGUUUUUCAAAACAUCAUGAGGAAUCCCGGAUUCCUUUUUGAACACGCAAGACAUGGAUACAUUCAAUAUAUUAGUUUAAGCGAGUGUUAUUUCGCGGGAAAAGGCGCAGCGUUGGUCCUGCCACCAAAUGAACGAGCCAGACCAUCACGGCGGGUAUCCGCAGCAGGAUGUGAUAUACAGCAGCAUCUGCAGUCCAUGUUUUACCUGCUCAGACCCGAGGAGACCUUAAAAAUGGCCGUGAAGCUGGAGUCCGUGCAUCCGGGAAGAACACGUUACUUGGUAGUUGUGUCCUGCAAUGGUCGACAGGAUGCUGAAGAGAGUUGUCUGCUCGGUAUCGACUGUCAUGCUAGAGCAACUGUCGGUCUCGUUCUCCGAGUACUGGCUGACACUGCAAUAACCCUCGACGGUGACGGGGGCUUCAGCGUAAGCGUAUGCGGUUGUCAGCACAUCUUUAAACCUGUGUCUGUUCAAGCGAUGUGGUCAGCAUUGCAGACUUUGCACAAAGUAUCAAGCAAAGCACGAGAACAAAAUUACUUUUUGGGAGGAUUGUCUCAUGACUGGGUCAGUUACUAUGAGCAAAGAAUCGAGAGUGAUCGGUCGUGUCUCAACGAAUGGCACGCGAUGGACAAUCUCGAGUCGCGAAGGCCGCCCUCGCCAGACAGCGUUCGGAGCAAGCCACGUGAGCGUGAAGAAACAGAACGUGUUAUCCGUGAUACCUUGAAAGGAAUAAUGAUGUCCGUGGACUUGGAUGAAGUGACCUCGAAAUAUAUACGGGGCAGACUUGAAGAGGAUCUUGAUAUGGAUCUCGGUGAAUUCAAGCCAUUUAUUGAUCAAGAAAUGCUCACUAUUUUGGGACAAAUGGAUGCGCCUACGGAAAUUUUUGAUCAUGUUUAUCUUGGUAGCGAGUGGAAUGCCAGCAACCUUGAGGAAUUACAAAAGAAUGGGGUAAAACAUAUUUUGAACGUGACAAGAGAGAUUGACAAUUUUUUCCCGGGCAUGUUCAAUUAUUUGAAUGUACGAGUGUACGACGAUGAGAAAACGGAUUUACUUAAGCACUGGGACGACACAUUUAAGUACAUAACAAAAGCGCGCAAAGAGGGUUCAAAAGUGCUGGUGCAUUGCAAAAUGGGCGUAUCGCGUUCAGCUUCUGUGGUGAUAGCAUACGCAAUGAAAGCCUACAAUUGGGAUUUUUCUCAAGCAUGGAAACACGUCAAAGACAAACGGAAUUGUAUAAAACCAAACAAUAAUUUUCUCCUGCAAUUGGAAACCUAUCAAGGAAUUUUAGACGCAAUGAAAAAUAAAGAAAAAUUACAACGUUCUAAAUCAGACACAAAUUUAAAAUCACCGACAACGUCAGCGGCGAUGACAACCAGCAACGCGCGACCGGGCAGAACGAAGGGAAACAGCGUCGAGUGUGAGGAAGACAAACACGAGACGCGAAACGGAAUAACUAAUCAAGCAUCAGGAUUGGAGUUGAAAAAAACUGGCAAGAGGCCCAAGAGCUGGUCGCCAUAUGUCGAGAUCGUUGAUAAUAUUUUACCAGCUCCUUUGUCACAGUCGCUGGAGAGCAUCGACAAGACCGCGACAGCAGUAACCGUCGCGGAGAUAACGCGAGAGGAGUUGCUGCGUGCGGCAAAUGUUAAACAGCCAGUGGUUGAGCAGGAGGCGAGGAAUGUCCUGAUGCCUUGUGACAAUGGUCAGUCCUACAGCGUCUCCCAAAACCAGAUAGUCCAUCUACCAGGUCCUGACACAACUCCCAGCAGCAAGUGUCUCAGCAAACUCGAGAUCCAAGGCCACAGACGACGGGGCCUGGUUCUUAAUUUGACAAAUCAAUUUGAAUCGGGUAGCAAACCUUCAUCUCCAGAGUCCGAUGAUGGUGUCAAGCCUCUGAGUAGUCCUUCCGAUGAACGUGUGGUUGAAAAUGGCCUGGAUCCAUGUCGUCAAAAAGUUGAUGAUAAAGAUACGCGAGUUAAUGAUUGUCUAGUCUGGACAGCUUCAACAGCUGAUAAUAAAUUUAGUAAUCUAUUAAGUAGCAAUAAAAAUAGUCUCUCUGGAGGUACUAGUGAUACAAGUGAAGUAAUUGCUUCUGCUAGUGUUACUAAUACUAAUACUAAUACUAAUACUAAUACUAAUACAAGUGUAAGUACAAGUACAAGUAUGACUAUCAGUUUAAAUACUGGAAUGAGUACAAGUACAAGUACAAGUUCUAGUACCAACACCAAUACAAGAAGAAGGACUAAAAAAGACGGUGAUUUAUUUAGCGCACAGUUAGACAAAGUAUUUGAUCGUGAAGAAAGACGGGAACCGCGCGAACUGCCAAGUCGUCAAAGCUCUUGGAGCAGCUACGACAGUGCUGUUGUACUUGACAAUAAUUCUGUUCACAGUUCUUGGGCGACGUUGCCAUCGAGGAACAGUUCUUGGGGAUCGUAUGACAUGCGUCCGAAUCCAGAUCCUCUGGGUUCCAGCGGACUGUUUCCUUAUGAUAGGGAAGAAAUACCCUGGCAUCCGGGAACGGUCAAGCGCACGAAACAAAAACUGGAAGAAGGGACUGGGACUGGGACUGUGAAACGUGUCUGCACACAGAGUGAUGAAGAAAAAUUAUUGAUGGUAAAUAAUAGUAGUAAUAUUAAUGGUAAUAUUAAUAAUUCAAGACUGCCGACUGAUGAUGGCAAUGCAGAGUCAUAUCCUGUAUUGCUCGAGCAGUGCAACCCCUCGCCUACGCCACAAAGACGAGACUCGUCGCCAACUGAUGACAAUCAUAAAGAAACAGUCGACAGCCCUGUCAGGGGAAUCGAUAUUUCACCGGCGGCAGUUACUAGACAAAUUGGAAGACUAUCGACUAGCGCACCAGCACCCUCAGCUCUCUUGACUGAUACCGACUUGCCAUCGGGCUCAUUAUUGAGAACUUGUAGAUCUGAGAGCGAGACCUCGAGCCCCUGUGUUGUUAAUACACCCCAAUGUCCGUCUGUCAAGCACCACAAAAUGAUCCUAGAGAAUUUAAAUAAUAAACCGAAUUUCAGCAAACGUUGUCUCUCUGUUGAUGACUCGCCACCUGAGCCACCCUGUUCUUCAGCUUCCUCUUCAUCUUCGUCUUCAUCUUCUUCGUCGUCCUCUGAAGGCUCGCGAAACAAAGCGGGAAUCGUAAAGAAUCUCAAGAAAGAGUUCGAAGCUAAAAGCAAAUUUGAAAAAAGUCCUGACACAAAUUCCGCAGCGGGUGAAAACAUCACCGAAGGCUGGCCAAAAAGAGACUCAAAAAUCAUACGGAGUCUUCCCUCUUCUCCGGUUAUCGCUCACAGCGAGUCGAAAAUCCGGACGUCCUCUAGCAUCACUGCCACCUGCCGUGACAGCAGUUCGAUGAUGGGCAAAGACGAUGAUCCGGACUCAAGACCAGACAGCUCUGAAGAUUUAUCAGUUAAAGUACUUGUAGGUAAAUACGAAGUCGCUAAACCUCCUGGUGACUUACGAAGGACCGAGGCCAUUCAAUUACGUUCGCACAAGGACCGAGAUUUUACUGCCGGACUGGAAGUCCACCCCCCGGCAAAGUCCAGAAUCGCACCCCAAGAAUUCGCACGUCGAUCCGCGCCAAUUAUUAUAAACUCCUCGGUGUUCAUGGCGGAAGGAAGCGGUGCCGUGGGUGUCGAAGCACCCGGUAGGCCUCCAAUGGUACCAUCGCCGAGUGUUGUUGUCGCAAGCGUCGUAGCAAAAGCCGCUAAAAAACAACAGCAACAGCAUGGUCGUACUCAUCCACUCACCAGGCUGCAGGUCAGGCCUAGGCACAGCAGCCCCGUCUACAAUACUAUGUAAAUUUAUAUUUAUUUUUUUUCUUUUUUCUAUUAUAUAUUAUAUAUACACUUUUAGUACCGACGAAUAAUAUUUUGCUACAUACUGACUUUUCUUUUCGUCUUGUGUGAUCUCGUCAGCGCUAAUUUUACAGUCAUUAAUACUCAAAUCCACGGUAAAGUGGACAAAUAUAUAUAUAAAUAAAUACUAUUAUUAUUAUUAUUACUGUAAGUGUGUGUUUAGUUGUGAUGAUUGUUUGUAAUUAUAAUAGAUGUAGCUUUGCUUUUAUUUUUAAUAUUUUUAUUGGUAAUAAAUAUAUGAGCUCGAUAUUUAUUUUAAACAAGCAGGAAUUUAACGGAAUAAUAGCUUUUUGUGUAUCGCGUGAUUACUUGAACAAGUUAAAUAACUGGGGUAAAAAAUGUCUUAUGUUAAUGGAAAAAUAAAAGCAAAAUUUUAUUUAAGGCCAGUCCCACUUUUUUUAAAUUUUCGACUCAACUCUCAUAAGUGUAUCAAAAUUUUAUGUUGAUUAAAAAAGUUAAAGCAUUAGUGAAAGAGGAUAAUUUCACUGGGAUGUAGAUUUAAAAAAAUACUUACAGUUGAUAUCAAAAAGGAGUUAAACGAAAUUUGGAAAAUAAAUUCCAGUAAAAUCUUCAAAUUUUGUGGGGUAAAAUUUAGGAAACUGAAGUUAGCCGACGUUUAAUAAUUUUUUGAUUUUUUUUAAAUGAUAAAUUAUAAAAAAAAAAAUUGCACCUGUAGUUUUUAAAAUUUUCGACAUGUGCAUAUUUUUAAUUUUAAUUUUUUUUUUUUUUAAUUGAUUUGUUGAAACAAAAAUCCGAAAAUUUUUUAUUGUUUGCUAACUUCUUAUCAUUAAAAUUUUGACAAUUAAUUAAAAAAAGUGUAAGUAUUAAUUGAAAAAAUGUCAACGAAGUUACAAUUUUUCCGUGAUAUAGAUUUAAAAAAAAAAUUAUUUACAGUCGAUAUUAAGUAGGAGUGAAAUACAAUUUGGAAAAUAAAUAUCAAUUCAAUCUUUAUGUCAAUUUUGUAAUUUCGAAUGUCAAAUUUCGUUUAACUCCCAAAUGAUAAAAACUGUAACUAAUUUUUUUCAAAUUCUAUAUCUUGGCGAAAAUACUUCGGCAUUGUCCUUUUUUGAAUUAAAGUUUUAAUUUUUUUUAAUUAAUCAAUAAAAUUUUAAUUAUUAUGACAGUUGAGUUAUUAAAUAUUUUUAAAAAGUGGGUACUGUCAGAAUAGCUUGAAUAAAUGGCGGGAAAAAUUGAAACAAAAAAAAAAUUUUAAUUUUCGCGCCAUUAUUUAAAUUCCAUUUUACGAGAAAUGAACAAAAAUUCAAUUUGAUUUUUUUUUUCCAUAAUAUGAGAAAGCCCUAAAAAUAACCAGUGGUAAAAAAUCGGAUUUUUGAAUUGAAAAUAAUAAUAAUUAAAAAAAAAAAAAAAAAAAUUAAUUUUUACUCUGGUAGUAUAAAAAAUAACGGAUAAAAAAACGUACUAUUGAAUAAAUGAUUUAAAAUCGUUGAUUGGUGAGCACUCGGUCAGGCUGUGAAUGUAACGUCUGAGGCUCGCGUGUGUUCUAGCUUGUUCUAUUAUUAAAAUAUAUUUUGUUUUUCAUUUGAUUAAUUGAUUAAAUAUAAUAAUCGGUGAUAAUUUUUCAUUCAGUUAUUAAUUUUCAUUCAGCUAUUAAUUUCGUGUUCAGAUAAAACUAAAAAAGUAAUAAAAAUCUGGUGAUUUUAUUGAGCUCUCGAUUGUAAUUUAAAAUCCAGUGAUAAAUAAAAUAAUAUUUGGAUAAGAUGUCUAGCUUUUGUGUAUUGUUAGUGUUUAAAACGACUAUUAAUGUGAUUAGAAAGCACUCGGGAGUGCACUGGAGAUAGAUAUUUUGAGCGGUUAAUAUUUUAUAAUAAAUUUCAUUGAUUUAUUAUUAAUCUAAGUGUACAAGUGUAUGUAUAUAAAUAGAAUGAGUGUAUUAAUCCUACUCUUUAUACUCCUAUUAAAUAAUAAUAACAAUUAUAAUUAUAUUUAUAAUUGUCGGUAAUUAUGUAACUUUUUUUUUUUUUUUCACAGCAAAUAUUUUAUAUUUUUUUUAAAUUUUGACGCGCCUGCAGAUUUUAAAAUUUGCUUUUACAAACUGAGUGAAAAAUAUAUAAAAUUUAAGCUGUUUAAUUUUUAAAAAAAGAGCGGGAAUGUAGCAGACAUCAAAAAAAUUAUAAACUAUAAAUAAAUAGAGUAAAUAAUUAAAAAAAAAUAUAUAUUUUAAAAAAAUGCACUUAUUCAUUUCUAAAUUUUUAAAAUGCGCAUUUUUAAAAAAUUUUAUUUUAUUAAUUAUUUACUCUAUUAAUGAUUUUAAAUUUGUCUGAUGUCUGCUACAUUCACACUCAUAAGAAAAAUAUGUUGUCUAAAAUAUAUUAAGUCUGCGUAAUUACCUAAUUGUCGUAUAAAAAGUUGAAUAAGUUUUAAUAAUAUAAUUAUAAUUAUAAUUAUUAAAUUUCUGUGCCACUGUUAUCAUCGCCGGCUUCGCAUUCGCGUUUACGUCGUCAUUAUCUGCUGAAUGUACUAGUAUCAAUUGUUUUAAAUUAAUCGUGAAUGCAUGAAAUUUUUUUUUUAUAUAUUUAUAUAUGUUAUGUUAUAUAAAUAUUUUUUUUUGUAGUUUUAAGUUGAUCAUGACAAAAGUAAUAACAAUUUAAUUUAUUAUAGUUAUUAUUAUUAUUAUUUUUUUUUUAGUAAUUUUAAAAUAUCAGACGUACAAUUCUAUGCGACUCUCAUGUAAUGAGUACAUAUCAAGAAAAAUAAAAUGCUUGCUAGCUUUCAAAUUUUUUUAAAAAUGUAAACGCGCAUUGGAGGGUCAAAGUGGCUAUCGUAUUGAACAAAUAACUUUUAAAUAAUAUGAUAAUGUAAAAAAUUAAUUUAGAUAUUGACCAAUUUUGUAAAACUCCAGCGAUUUAAAUUUUAAAUUUAACAUAUAUAUAAAUAUUUUGGUAAACUCUAUCUAUUUUAUUCAAAGUCAUUUUUUUAAAUGAUCAAGUGAAGAUGAUACUCAAGUAAACUGUCUAAUAAUUUUUGAAUUUUUUUUAAAUGAUAAAUUAUAAAAUAGUAUAUUUUACACCUCGGGUAGGAAAGUAAGAAAUGUCUCAGACCUCAUGUAAUUGUUGGCCGAGGCGAAGCCGAGGUCAACAAACAUGUGAUCUGAGGCUUUCUUGUUUACUGCCCAAGGUGUCAAUACUAUUUUUCUCCUCGACGGAGGCGGAAAGCGUCAACUUCGUUUUGCACAGCGGGAAAAAAGUUGACGCUUUUCGCCCGGAGGGGAGAAAAAAAAAUAUUUCUAAAAAUUGCACUUAUAGCUUUUUUAAUUUUCUACAAGUGCAUAUUUUUAGUUUAGUUUUUUUUUAAAUUGAUUUGUCGAAAACAAAAUCCAAAAAUUGGUAAUUGUUUUUUAACUUUGAAAUCAUUCUGAAGUUUUAUAAAAAAAAAAUAUACGCCGUCAAAGGUCGUGUAGUUUCUUGAAGUACCUAGAGGGAGUAAUUUGAAGUUUCAAAUUUGAGUUUUUAUUAAUUUGACUUGAAAAAAUUUUUGAAAAAAUAUGACUGAAUAAUGAUCCUGAAGUUAUCCGACGUCUAAUAAUUUUUAGAUUUUUAAAAAAACGACAAAUUAUAAAAAAAAAAAAAAUAUUUUAAAAAAUUGGGCCUGCAGUUUUUUUAAUUUUCUAAAUGUGCAUAUUUUUAGUUUUUUUUUUUUUUUUAAUUCAAUCGUUGAAAAAAAAUUCAAAAAUUUUCAAUUGUUUGCUAACUACAGGAUCAUCUUUGGAGAUUAAAAAAAAUUGAUUUGAUUAAAAUAGAUGGAGUAAAUAACCGAUUUAUUGUGUCAAGUAAAAAUAUAAAAUAAUAAAAUUUUUACUAUUAAGCAAACACAUCGACAAUGACUAUAUUUUAUUACAUAUUUCAACCAAAAAGUAAACAAUGACAUGAUAGAGCGAGGAUAAGAAAAUAAAUGUAAAAUAAUAAAUAAAUAAAUGUAUUUACUGUGUCUAAAUAUAUAUAUAUAUCCUCGUAAACUUGUCAUUAGAUAUAUUGUAUUAGUACUAUCUAGAUAAUUGUGUAAGACUGGAGAGUUAACAUAAAUAAAAUACGAAAUUGGUUUUAAAUGUUGUCAGCUGAGCUCGUAGAUCGAGCCAUUCACGAUUUAAAUGUUUUAUCUCUGAACAACCCAAGUUAAAAAAAAAAUUUUAUUUUUAAUUUAGGCACUUUUUAAAACCUGUUGAUUGUGGCUCCAACAGAUACAUGAUGACAGUUAUUAUUGAUAUGAAUAGACGAUGAUAAUUUAUGAUAAUAAAGGCCACGUUUCUCCACCGAGUCCGUUAAUCGACUGAUUAGUUUAUUAAGUAGUGUCGAAUAUUUUAUUUUUCAGCGAUAAUGAAAGAAAAAAAAAAUAAAGGAAAAUAAAAAGGAUUAUUUUUAUGAUUUUUUUAACAAGUGUAAUCUACUGUUAAGUUCUGGCCCUUUGUACCCACUAUCUGAAUGUGAAAUAGUAUAUUGAACUUGGUAGAGUGAUGAGAAAGGAUUUAAUGAGGUUGAAAGAUUUAUUGAAUCGAGUGAUAAUGAUGACUAAAUAAUUGAGUAAAUAGGAAUAGAAUUAAUGAUGAAGAACAAAACAAAACUGUGCGUUGUUGUGUAUAAAUUUUGUACCAUAUAGUUUGUAUUGAAUAAAGAAAAAACAUUGUUUAUUGCUUGAG
Messenger RNA from Microplitis demolitor, 8944 nucleotides. It is a transcript of the gene ssh, whose product is annotated as serine-rich adhesin for platelets. Gene Ontology annotation, molecular function: protein tyrosine/serine/threonine phosphatase activity; actin binding. Gene Ontology annotation, cellular component: cytoplasm. The record is from RefSeq and is a predicted model, not a curated record. Bases 431 to 4237 code for a protein of 1268 amino acids. The transcript has 7 exons. Lineage: Eukaryota; Metazoa; Arthropoda; Insecta; Hymenoptera; Braconidae. Gene Ontology annotation, biological process: actin cytoskeleton organization; negative regulation of actin filament polymerization; protein dephosphorylation.